Molecule: messenger RNA, 2198 nt
Organism: Effrenium voratum
Lineage: Eukaryota; Dinophyceae; Suessiales; Symbiodiniaceae
Source: the annotation of a GenBank genome assembly
AGGAAGUGAAACAAUCGUGCGUGCCCGCCGGCCCAUGGGUCAGAUGCUUUUGGGCCUCGUUGUGAGCAUUCAACUUAUUCACACAAAUGCCAAUUCGUUUGCCUGCGACACUGCAUCGUGUGCCCAGCACGACAGGUGGGAGCCCGUUAGCUUCGCCAAUUCAACGGAGGUUUGUGAGCGAUUGCAACUGAAGGCCCUGGAGGAUUUCACGGCGAUUGCUCCACGCAUGUGCCGAGAUUGGGCGGCAGCUGGACUUGGUCCCUGGGGCGACUGUCGAAAAACGUAUUGCCAGGCCUUGGCGGACCUGGCGGGGAAUCUGUCUCAUGAUGGCCGGAACUUGUACUACGGGGGCGACGAGUGCCGACCGCUGGUGAAUUUCAACCAAUCUCUCUGCGAGACGGUGUAUCGUGAUGCUGAGGGCUUCUGUGAGUGCUUGUGUCCCACAUUGGCAAGGCUGCAAACUGCGAGCGUCGGGGACUGUGAAACGAAGAUCAUGUCCUUCUUGUUCCUUGGGCGAAGAGGCGUAGAGCUGGCCCAAAAGUAUGGGCUCAGUGGAUACUGCUCAAACUUUCUUUGUGAGUACUUUACAAUGCUGGGUGAACCAGACCCUCCGUAUCCCAUUGCGGGGCUGCCACCUGUGUGCAAGACGCUUGAUUUGCCAUGGAGACUCUACAACUGCAUUGACUUGCUGUCAAGAAAGCCCUACACUCCGGAACCUUGGCAGACACCAUAUCCGGAGGAUAGCGUACUGGAAUGCACGGAUGGCACCAGACAUCCGGUGGAUAUAGAUCACAUCGACACGUGGGAAGUGUGCACCACGCAUCGAUUUCGAUGGCGAUGCCCUCAAGACUUUCCAAUUAUGUGCUACGAUCCCUACAGAUGCUCAGGGGACCAUUGCUGCAAACAGACAGUGGAGGAGUGUCCGAUGGGUGAACGGGUCGCAUCCUCGAUGCUUGCGCUUGAGCUUCCGGAAUGGACUGGAAAAUGGACACCAGAUAUGGAGAAAGCGCUGGGACCAGCAACCACGCUGGACCCAUACCAGCAGUUUCUUCAAAAUCUCAGGACGACCUCUCCUGCGCCAAGUUUUGCACAGCAGAUUGCUGACUAUGCUUGGGUGGGAACCGCCCUGCUCGCCACAAUUGGGCUCACUUGUUCCUGCCUAGCUUGUUACUACAUGGGAAUGAUCAACGCCAGCUACAUGCGCAAAGUUGUGAUUGGCCCAGCGCGGUUGCUCAACGCAUACCAUGCAGAUCCGGUCACAUUUUUCGCCUCUGGUAACUUGCCUCGGAACAAGAAGCGCGAGGCGCCGCUGCCACCCAUGCGACCAGCACAUGAGAUCGAGGAGGAGCGCAAGGACAACGAAGCCUUUGCAGCCUUGGAAGACGCCUGGGACAUCGCGACAUUGAAGGGAAUGCGGCAUUUGGUAAAUACAGCCAGAGAUCCGGACCCUUUCCAAGCCAAGCUUCUGCGCGACGCCAUUUCGAUUGCCAGAGCUAGAGGUUUGCAGGCACGCAGCCACGUAGCCGGCCUCCUGCAGAAGGGUGAGAGGUGGCUCAACACUUUGGAGGCAGAGAAGGAGCUCUUGCAAGCCAUAGAGGACGCACGGCCGGACCUCCGGUGGGUUGCGCAAACUAGGUUGACGCAGCCCCCCAUACUGGGAAAGCCAUGGCACGCCACCACCUUGAGCAAGGUCGCCGAGGGCGAGGUGCGCAAGACUGGGUGGAAGCACAUCGAAGAUUUGAGGGCAGCAGUGCAGGUGGCAAAGAGCCAGGACAUUUCUGAGUCUCACAUGAACGAGGCGGAGAGGCUCCUGGCGUCUCUGGUGGCCAGAACCCACGAGCUGCCGGCAGAUCGCUGUGUACUGGAUCCUGACGGAGAAGGUGUCAAGCUGCUGCCCAAGGGUCAGCAUCGAGCAGUUUGGCAUAUCACAGGAGACUCCUACACCUUCAAUGAAGGGGCCAACAUGGGAGGUGAUAUGGGCGUCGAUGUGCUCCCUCCCAAAGAUUUGUUGGGCGAUGCGAACAUAGAUGAUGCACGACCGGUAUGUGCCGAGUGGGCAAAGCGUUCCACCUGCAAAGCAGGGCGAGAAUGCCCUUGGAGACACUGCAGGCCGCAGGCAGGGGACUCCAUCAGAGAGUGCAUCCUCUUCGAUAUGUGAUGCGUGUUAAUGAAGCGAUGCGCGCUGCCGAGCAAGUGGU